AUUAUUUCCUCAAUACCUGUACCAGCGAACAAUGAACUUUUCCAGCGCACGAAAGCGAUUGACAGAGCCGGACAACCCAGACAAGAAGCAGGACGGUAGCAGCACACCGGCACCGUAUAUUGAUCCGUUCUCCAAGUCGCACACACCUCUGGCCGCAGCUUCGUCAAAGACGCCAGCCGGCAGCGACCAGCUGCUGCGUGCCAGAUCCUCCUGCAGCGGCCCGCUUUCGGUUGAAGAAGCCCUCCGGCUGAAGAACCAGCAGACCAGCAACGGUGAAGCCUCAAAGCCCGUAUUUCUAACCAAGGCGCAGCGGGCACAAUUGGCAUUGGAGCGCAAACAGCAGGAGGCCGAUGCAAUGCGGGAGCAGCGUGCAGCUGCAGUACACGCGUUCAGAAAUCAAGCAGAUAGAGAGGAUGGCGAGGCGGCAGAGACAUGCAGCGAUGACAAUAGGCGGCGUGACCGGCAUAAUAGAGACAAUGGGCGGACCAGGGAGCAGCAGCAGCAUCGAGGGCGCAGCCGUAGCCCCAGUCGCCGAGACCGGGACCGGGACCGGGACCGGUACUACGACCGUGACAGUGACAGAUACUACGACAGAUACCGCCCUGGAAGCCGUCGCAGGACUUCGCGGUCAAGGUCGCCGCCUCGUAGAGACACUAGAGACACCUUGCACAGAGACAAGAGGGGAGGAGGGCACGAGCAGAUCAGCGAGUUCAAAUUUAUCGGCAAGGCCAGCACGGACGGCACUGGAGACCGUGUGCUGACGGACAAGGAGCGGGAGAUGAUCAAGCAGCGGUAUCUGUCGGGCGACCACGCAUCGCGUUCCGGACGCAAGCAGACGAGCCGCAAGGUUGUGUUCGAUUGGGAUACAAGUGAGGAUACGUCACGCGACAUCAGCGAUCUUUACGAGCGCCGACACGAGCUGCAGCUGUUCGGUCGCGGGCACAACCAGCAACCCCCGGAUCCUCGCGGACCCGGCUCACCAGAGCUCAAAGCCGAUCAGGACCGGCUGGCACGGAUGCAUGAGCGCAGACAGCGACGGGCGGCCAAGGCUCUGUGGGAUGAGCGGCACUGGACCGAGAAGCCAUUGAAGGAGAUGCGGGACCGCGACUGGCGCAUCUUCAAGGAGGAUUUUAGCAUUUCGUGCAAGGGCGGCAGCAUUCCGCACCCGCUGCGGUCGUGGCACGAGAGCCGAAUUCCGAUACCCAUCCUGCGUGCAAUCGAGGAUAUCGGGUACAAGGAGCCAACGCCAAUCCAGCGCCAGGCCAUCCCGGUCGGGCUACAGAACCGCGAUCUGAUUGGAAUCGCCGAGACAGGCAGUGGCAAAACAGCGUCGUUUCUGAUCCCGAUGCUGGCGUUCAUUAUGACACGGCCCCCGCUGAGCGAGAAGAACAUGGCAGACGGGCCGUAUGCGCUGAUUCUGGCGCCGACGCGCGAGCUGGCGCAGCAGAUUGAGGGGGAGACACACAAGUUUGCCCGGCGGCUCGGAUAUACGUGUGUGUCCAUCGUGGGCGGCCAUGACAUCGAGCAGCAGGCAUUUGCGCUGCGAAAUGGCGCAGAGAUCAUUAUUGCAACACCCGGCCGUCUGCGGGACUGCAUCGACAGGCGGGUGCUGGUUCUGAACCAGUGCACAUAUGUGGUCAUGGAUGAGGCCGACCGCAUGAUCGACAUGGGCUUUGAGGAGGAUGUCAACUUUAUUCUGGAUGCGCUGCCUGUGUCCAACAUCAAGCCCGAAGAGGGGGAGGAGGAUGCGGAUGGCGACGACAGCGGGUUCAAGUACCGCCAAACGACCAUGUUCUCAGCCACGAUGCCGCCAGUGGUGGAGCGGAUGGCGCGCAAGUACCUCCGGACCCCCGCUACAGUCACAAUCGGCACAGCCGGCAAGGCUGUCGACACGGUGGAGCAGCGCGUGGAGUUUGUCUCUGGCGAGGAGAAGCGCAAGCACCGUCUGUUGGAGCUGCUCUCGCGGCACCACCACGACCCGCCAAUCAUUGUCUUUGUCAACCAAAAGAAGAACGUGGAUUUGCUGGGCCGUGCGCUGACGCGCUCCAACUACUCGGUAGUGACCCUGCAUGGCGGCAAGUCGCAGGAGCAGCGCGAAUUGUCUUUGGCCAAGCUCAAGAACCACGAGGCGGAUAUUCUGGUGGCGACCGAUGUGGCGGGCCGCGGAAUCGACGUCAAGGACGUCAGCCUGGUGGUGAACUUUGAUAUGGCCAAGGAUAUCGAGUCGUACACGCACAGAAUUGGCCGAACCGGACGUGCAGGCAAGAGGGGCUUGGCAGUGACGUUCUUGGGUGCGGACGACCGGGAUGUGCUGUAUGACCUAAAGAAGAUGGUUGUGGCAUCACCACUGUCCAAGUGCCCGCAUGAGCUUGCUAGUCACGAAGCUGCUCAGGCCCCGCCUGCGCUGAUGCGGGCAGCUAGAAAGUAGGUCUGGUCAUGUGCCCAGGAAAAUGGCGUUUGCAUUUUUCAGCUUCAAAAAGGCGCGACUUAUUUUGACUACCAGCAGCAGAGCUUUAGCUUGCGCUUUUUUAUUCUGCUUUCGCUGUGUCUAGUUCAAUUUACACUUUUCUUUUUUUUUUUUUUUCGCUCUCCCAAUUCAACCUGCUUAUAUCACUAUUUCCACCGUUUCAUAAAUGACAGACAGUGCCAACGCACAGCGCCAGCGGGCCACUGUAGCCAUAGGCGACUAUGAGCUUGGCCCGCAAAUAGGCCGAGGGUCGUUUGCCACCGUGUAUCGUGGAGUCAACAAG
Linderina pennispora is the source of this 2750-nucleotide messenger RNA. RefSeq names its product P-loop containing nucleoside triphosphate hydrolase protein. The record is from RefSeq and is a predicted model, not a curated record. Bases 32 to 2428 code for a protein of 798 amino acids. Gene Ontology annotation, biological process: mRNA splicing, via spliceosome. Gene Ontology annotation, cellular component: catalytic step 2 spliceosome. The transcript has 2 exons. Gene Ontology annotation, molecular function: RNA helicase activity; ATP binding; RNA binding. NCBI's taxonomy places the organism in Eukaryota, Fungi, Kickxellomycota, Kickxellomycetes, Kickxellales, Kickxellaceae.